Phacochoerus africanus (Common warthog) is the source of this 668-nucleotide messenger RNA. It is a transcript of the gene CFAP144, whose product is annotated as cilia and flagella associated protein 144. Bases 85 to 492 code for a protein of 135 amino acids. The record is from RefSeq and is a predicted model, not a curated record. The transcript has 4 exons. Gene Ontology annotation, cellular component: ciliary base. NCBI's taxonomy places the organism in Eukaryota, Metazoa, Chordata, Mammalia, Artiodactyla, Suidae.
ACAGCCUUUGCCUGGCACCAGAUGAGCUCCAGAGGCCGGCAGUGAGAGGGGGCGAUACUGACCAGACGCAGCACCGGCGGGGCCAUGGCUGGACGCCAGAAGGAGAAGGUGAUCAGAGACGAGGUCCACCAGAACCAGAUCCUGCGAGAACUGUACCUCAAAGAGCUACGAACCCAGAUACUCUACACUCAGUAUCACGUGAAUCCACUCCGCAAGGUUCAUACAAUCGCCAGAAAGCCCAUGUCUUGGCAUGACAACCUGGAGGAACCUGAAGAUGCCAGGUUUCUACAUCUCAUUCACCACGCCGCCCAGGGACCAAGGAAGAAGUACCCAGAGACGCAGACUGAAAGCCAAGAGAUUGGAUGGGACUCAGAGCCCUUGGUCAACCCGGAACGUGAUGACCGCAGGCUGAACCACUUCCGGGCCUACAAGGACAUCACCCUGUACAAGGCCAAAAUGUGGAGCUUGGGAGAAAAAGAUCGCCACAAAUAGGAGGUCGGCAGUGCUGGCAGUCCUCGUCCGGAACGCCCGAAGUCUGUGCUCCCCAGAUAAACCCAGAUUGCCAAAGCCUGGCUCUGACACAUCCUAUCCUGGGUCUCACAUGUCUCCCUUCCGCCCUAGUCCGCUGGUUCCAAUUCUUAAUCCUAUAAAGGAGUGGGAGAAUUCCA